Messenger RNA from Symphalangus syndactylus (siamang), 983 nucleotides. It is a transcript of the gene NDUFB8, whose product is annotated as NADH:ubiquinone oxidoreductase subunit B8. NCBI's taxonomy places the organism in Eukaryota, Metazoa, Chordata, Mammalia, Primates, Hylobatidae. Gene Ontology annotation, cellular component: mitochondrion; respiratory chain complex I. The record is from RefSeq and is a predicted model, not a curated record. Gene Ontology annotation, biological process: mitochondrial electron transport, NADH to ubiquinone.
AGCUUCUGGGGGAGGUGGUUAAGCUGUCUACUUGGGUUGCUCAGGUUCCAGUUCCCAUCAUCCCUGGAUGGGUCUAAGUCAGCUCAGGGAGAAAAAGGACACAACAUUCUGAAAUGUCAGAGAUCUGCCUGGUUUUCUCUUCUUCCCGCUUAUCCCUCCCAGCCUCUAUCCAACCCCUGGCUUCCCAACUCCGUAUUUAAACCCCGCCCCUGUUGAACCCUUCGGCUUUUCUUCACUCCCGGCUUCCUCCGUCACGUUUGGCCCGGCUCAGCCGCCGUGACAGGCCUUUGCGCAUGUGCAGAAGGGAAACGUGAAGAAGGUGAAGAUGGCGGUGGCCAGGGCCGGGGUCCUGGGAGUCCAGUGGCUGCAAAGGGCAUCCCGGAACGUGAUGCCGCUGGGCGCACGGACAGCCUCCCACAUGACCAAGGACAUGUUCCCGGGACCCUAUCCUAGGACCCCAGAAGAACGGGCCGCCGCCGCCAAGAAGUAUAAUAUGCGUGUGGAAGACUACGAACCUUACCCGGAUGAUGGCAUGGGGUAUGGUGACUACCCGAAGCUCCCUGACCGCUCACAGCAUGAGAGGGAUCCAUGGUAUAGCUGGGACCAACCGGACCUGAGGUUGAACUGGGGUGAACCGAUGCACUGGCACCUAGACAUGUACAACAGGAACCGUGUGGAUACAUCCCCCACACCUGUUUCUUGGCAUGUCAUGUGUAUGCAGCUCGUCGGUUUCCUGGCUUUCAUGAUAUUCAUGUGCUGGAUGGGGGACACGUACCCUGUCUACCAGCCUGUGGGACCAAAGCAGUAUCCUUACAAUAAUCUGUACCUGGAACGAGGCGGCGAUCCCUCUAAAGAACCAGAGCGGGUGGUUCACUAUGAGAUCUGAGGAGGCUUCGUGGGCUUUUGUGUCCUCUAACUAGGACUCCCUCAUUCCUAGAAAUUUAACCUUAAUGAAAUCCCUAAUAAAACUCAGUGCUGUGUUA